Sphenostylis stenocarpa is the source of this 969-nucleotide messenger RNA. The record is from the annotation of a GenBank genome assembly. NCBI's taxonomy places the organism in Eukaryota, Viridiplantae, Streptophyta, Magnoliopsida, Fabales, Fabaceae.
AUGAACGACGUUCAAGUGUGGACCAACGCCGCAUUCGACGACCGCGGCGGCGACACCUUCUUUCCGAUGAAGACUUCUUGGUCUUCCUCCGACUGCAGCAAAGAAAACGUGAGCCCUAGCGCACUGAAUUCCUCCCCGAAAUCCAAGAAACACACCAAGACCAAGGGUUUCGCUCUCUCUUCCGACGACAAUAGAAACAUCGACGACGAGAUCGAAGCGCUCGAGCGCGAAAUCACGCGCCUCACCACGCGUCUCGACGCGCUUCGCCUCGAGAAGGCCAAGCGCGGAAAGCGCGUGGUGGGCAGAGCCGUUCCCGCGAAGUUCAUGGAGCCGCGCCCAAACGCCGCCGUUUUGAGAAAACCCGAAGAAACACCGAAGACUAAGGUAAAGAGUAGUAUUAAUAAUUGCAGCGCGUGGCGGCGAGGGAUGAGUAUGGGACCAGCUGAGAUCGCGGCGACGCCGGCAACCGUGCAGAAUCGCCGGAAAUCGUGCUUCUGGAAGCUACCGGAGAUCGACGAGGAAACGAGGGCGAAGACCGUUGGGAGAGUGAAGAAGAAAGAGGAAAGUUCGGUGGUUCAGGUUCAGGCGAGGAAGAUGUUUGAGAGGGAGAAGGUGAAAUCGCUGUGUGAGAGUAACAAGAAGGCGGUGAAGCCAGGGAGGAUGGUGGCGAGUAGGUAUAAUGGUGGUGGUGAUGUGAGGAAGAGGUCGUUGCCUGAUGGAGGGAGUGAGGUUAGGGUUAAGAAGAGGUGGGAGAUUCCCAAGAAUGAGGAGGAAGAAGAGGCUGUGGUGGCUGCGGUGGUGGUGCUACCGAAGAUUAAGACUGUUAAGCGUGUUAAUGAAAGUCCCAGAGACUCUGGUGCUGCGAAGAGAGUUGCUCAAUUGGUUGGGAAGAGGUCCUAUUUCAGCACUGACGAGAAUGACGUCUGUCAAAUUCUAGAUUUUGCAGAAGAAGAAGAGGGGUUGAAUUGA